UCCUCUCCAUACUCAUCGUGAACAAUCAUCAUAAAAUGGAUGCUUUGGGCAGUCUCCUUCCUCCUGUGGUUGGAAACGGUGAUAUGACUAAUUCACAAGAAUUACAAAAACUUCUGAUUGAUGAAAAAAUGCGAUGUGAACACCAUAAAGCAAAUUAUCAAACUAUAAAGGCAGAGCAUCUAAGAUUACAAGAAGAAUAUACGAAAUCACAAGAUGAGCUGAAGCGGUUGUUAGUUGAAAAGGAGACUGUACAUGACAAAUUUCAGUUUCUUCUUGCUGAAUAUCGAGAGGAGUUGCUGGGUAAAACACAAGAGCUGGAAAAACUGAAGAUGCAGGUGCUAACUCCUCAAAAAUUAGAACUAUUAAAAGCACAAAUACAGCAGGAAUUGGAAGCUCCUAUGACAGAACGUUAUCGGAAGCUAGAAAAUGAAGUGGAAAAAUACAGAACAGAAUAUAACAAACUUCGUUAUGAACAUACUUUUCUGAAAUCGGAAUUUGAACAUCAAAAGGAAGAACAUGCACGUAUUUUAGAAGAGAAGAAAAUAAAAUAUGAUGCUGAGAUUGCAAGGCUGGAUAAAGAUAAAGAAGAACUCCAUAAUCAACUGCUUAGCGUUGAUCCCACGAGGGACAGUAAACGUGUGGAGGCACUCUCUAGAGAAAAGGCACAGCUAUAUCAGAAAUUAAAAGGCUUAGAAGCAGAAGUAGCAGAACUAAGAGCAGAAAGAGACAAUUGUGGUGUGCAAGCAGAAAAUGUUCAAAGAGUACAAGUACGACAGUUAGCUGAGAUGCAGGCUAUGACAAAGUCUCUAGAGGCAGAAAAGAAGUCUGCUGAACUACAGAUUGAUCGAAUUGAGAAAGAACUACGGAUAAGUCAUGAGCAAAACAUUCUCUUAACUAGUAAACUUCACAAAUCUGAACGAGAAGUCAGUUCCUUAGCUGCUAAAGUAAAAGAACUUAAACAUUCACAUAAAUUGGAAGUAACCAAUGUCAAACUGGAGGCAGCAAGAACCAAGAGUGAGGUAGAAAGAGAGAGAAACAAGAUUCAAAGUGAAAUGGAUGGAUUGCUGUCAGACAAGGAAAUUCUUAAGGCAGCUGUUGAACGUCAUAAGGUGCUUUUAGUUGAAAAGGAUCGGGAGCUAAUUCGUAAAGUGCAAGCUGCCAAAGAGGAAGUUUUUGAAAAAAUUGCAGCCUUACAGGAUGAAAAGUUAGAACUCGAGAACAGAUUAGCUGAUCUAGAGAAGGUGAAAUUGGAACAAGAUACUUGGAGACAAUCUGAAAAGGAUCAGUAUGAAGAGAAACUACGUGUUGUACAGAUGGCAGAAGAAUCUAGCAAAAAGGAACUUCAACGUUUGCGAUUAAAAAUUCAACAGCAAGCUAUUCAGACAGAGGAAUUGGAAGAAAAGAAACGCGAAAGUGCUGAUCUGAAACAGCAAAUGCACGGCAUGCAACUCCAACUUGCCUCACUUUCCCAAUCAGAAAAUGAUUUACUGGAGUCUAAUCAGAAGCUGAAAGAAAUGCUAGAAAGAUUGAAGCAAGAAUGUCAACAUGCGAGGACUCAGGCAGAAAAAGCUCAACUGGAAACAGAGAAGACUUUAGAAUACAAGCGUAUAGAAUGGCUGGAGGAGAAGCAUGUGCUUACUCAGCGCAUCACAGAGCAAGAAGAGAAAUACAACCAAGUGAAGAACAAGCUAUGUCGAGCUGCUGUUGCUCAGAAAAAGAGAAAGACUCUCACUGAUAAUAAACAAAGGAGGAUGCAAGAGAAACUAGAACUUUUGGAAGCCAAGAUAGAAGAGCUAGAAAAAGAAAAUCAGGUGCUAAAUAGGCAGAAUGUUUCCUAUGAAGAAUAUGCACGCCUCCAGAAGAGACUAAAGGACUUACAACGUAGACACAAUGAAUUCCGGAGUUUAAUUCUGAACCCUAGCAUACCGUCACUCAAUCCAGUCAGUAUGAUGUCAUCAUCUACCUUGCCUCCUGGGCCUGAAGUGUCCUUCCCCCUUCUUCAGGAGGAACAGCAUCAAAGAGAGCUCUCCCUGCUUCGCAAGCGGUUGGAAGAACUAGAAACCACACAGAGAAAACAGCUGCAAGAUCUUGGACCAUCUAGAGAGCGAGUAACGGUGGGCGCAUACAGGGACUUGGCUAGAAACAAGAUUGCUGGAGAAGGCGAUGCACAAAGUGAGGACUCCAAAUAAGAUCCGCAAACUCUACAUGCGGUUAGUUUUCAAUAGCUUGUCCUUUGUACAUGCUUUUAAU
This is a messenger RNA of Gavia stellata (red-throated loon), 2250 nucleotides long. It is a transcript of the gene CEP83, whose product is annotated as centrosomal protein 83. Gene Ontology annotation, cellular component: centrosome. The record is from RefSeq and is a predicted model, not a curated record. NCBI's taxonomy places the organism in Eukaryota, Metazoa, Chordata, Aves, Gaviiformes, Gaviidae. The transcript has 15 exons. The coding region runs from base 36 to 2189 and encodes 717 amino acids.